AUGUCAUACCUAGGAUCAAAGGCCGUCAAAGGUCUUGCAGCAGGCAUAGGUCUCAGUUUCGGAAUCUAUAUCUGCACACAAGGCAAAGAAGAAGCCGUUGACGAAGCGAGUCUGGCUCACCGGUUUGCAUCUGAGUAUCCGCCUCCCGCAUACUCGCCGACUGAUGACACCCCCGUACCGCAACUACCUGCGCCAAUCCUCUUGCCUCAGCGCAGACCAAAGAACCGCAAGCGCGGCUUCGUUCAUGCGUAUGCACCGGAUCUUGCCGACUUUGGCAUCGAUCAGCCUAUGUUCUCUGAUUUCCUGAAUACUGCCGAGAAGGCUUGUCAGGGAGCGCGUUGGUUGAAUGCAAUUAACCUGGCAUCGAUUGGAACGAUGUUUAUGCCCAGUGCUACGGGAAUUGCUGUGUCUAUUGCCAUCCAAAUAGCUACUGAUGUUGCAAUUGCUGUAGAUGGAGCCCGGAGGACCAACACAUUCUUCGAUAAGAUGAAUCAAGAGUUUUUCCAGCCCCGUGGUCUCUUCUGCCUGGUAAUGACUUGGAAUCCUGAGUUACCGGAUGCCCCAUCUACUACUUUGGGUUUGAACUCCCUGAUCUUCAAGGCUACAGAUAGAGGUGGUUCAGACAUGCUCAGCCGUCUUCGGCACAAGUUCAAGUCCUCCGACGGGAAAGGAUUUAUCUUCCCCGAGAUAGCACCUUUGGUAUUCCCAGAGCUUGACCAGCUGGCCUCGGACGAAGAUGCAGAAAAGAAGCUCUCAAAGACCAAGAAGAAGAGGAGUUCUCAUUUAACCCAAGGACCAAAGCCUACAUUUACCUCGUGCUAUGCCGAUCCCAAUCACCCUGCCAGCAGCGGCGACCUGCUUGCUCUGGUGACUGGAGGCCAUCUCUCUAUGGGCAAAUUGCAGAGUCUGAAGGGUGCUCGUCCUGGUCUAGGGCGUACUCGCGGUUCAUACAAUCAGGAUCCAUACGCCAGCCAUAACUACUCUUACUCGCAAAAUGAACCGCGGUCUAACCCUUCCACUCCUCAUGCUCCUCAUGGGCGACCUCUGGGGAGGGGUAUCAUUGGAGAUUUGAGGGAUGCUCGAGACUCCCGCUCUCCCAGACAAAGAGGUCCGUAUGGCUCGAGUGUGUACGAGGCUCAAAGUGGUGAAUACAGAGUGUUUGAUCGAACAGCUCGUGGUGACCGCGGGCAAAACAUUGGCCUUCUUACGCCGAUUGCGAAACUGCGUCAGCAAAAGGUCUUAUACUUGGCCAUUGUCAAUAUGCCGUCUGAAGCUGAAAUGGCCCAGGCUCGUGAAGCUUUGGGUGCAUGA
Molecule: messenger RNA, 1311 nt
Organism: Penicillium canescens
Lineage: Eukaryota; Fungi; Ascomycota; Eurotiomycetes; Eurotiales; Aspergillaceae
Exons: 4
Coding region: 1-1311 (436 amino acids)
Source: RefSeq, a predicted model, not a curated record